Molecule: messenger RNA, 656 nt
Organism: Cetraspora pellucida
Lineage: Eukaryota; Fungi; Glomeromycota; Glomeromycetes; Diversisporales; Gigasporaceae
Source: the annotation of a GenBank genome assembly
ACUAUACUAACUCUAAUGCAAUAUUGAAUUCUGAUACUAAUCCUGAGCAUAAUAAUACUUCUAGUGAUGAAUUAUCAAGUGGAAAAAAUAUUAGUGCAGACCUUGAUAUGAUUACAGAUCAUUCUAAUGAAACUAGUAAUACAGACCAUUCUAAUAAAAAUAAUAAUUCAAACUGUUCUAAUAAAAAACCUAGUACUAAUAGACAACAGGAAUGUGGGCAGUUAGUUAAGACUCAGAGUUCAACUAGUAACUUUCAAGCAUAUUUAAAUACACAUAGAAUUACUAAACCUGCCAAAGUCGUUGAUGCAAUCAAACAACUAACAAUUUCUAAAAUGUUCUAUCAUGCUGCUAGACAAAAUACCUGUCAAAAAAAAUCUAUCAAUUAUGCUUUGAAAGUUCUUGAGGAAUUAACUAUAAUUUUGGCAUCUUUUGCCGAGAUUACACAAUUGCUAGGAGGUAAUAAAGAACUUGAUUUAACAAAUAUGUUAACUAUUUUUGAUGAAAAGGAAGAAGAGAAUAUAGUUGAUGUGAAUGAAGAAUUGGAAAUAAUUAUUACAGCUAAUGAAGAUAAAUUUAAACUUAGUCAACCUCAAAAUACAGAUAACCUAGUAGAAAAAAUAAAGGAGAGUUUAUAUAAAGCAUUAGACUAUUAUUGA